This is a messenger RNA of Engraulis encrasicolus (European anchovy), 2041 nucleotides long. RefSeq names its product eukaryotic translation initiation factor 4A3 (gene eif4a3). The record is from RefSeq and is a predicted model, not a curated record. Bases 135 to 1355 code for a protein of 406 amino acids. Gene Ontology annotation, molecular function: RNA helicase activity; ATP binding; mRNA binding. Gene Ontology annotation, cellular component: nucleolus; catalytic step 2 spliceosome. NCBI's taxonomy places the organism in Eukaryota, Metazoa, Chordata, Actinopteri, Clupeiformes, Engraulidae. The transcript has 12 exons.
UUCACAUGACGUCAGGACAUCGACGACACACGCGGCGGCGGUCUUUUCUCUGAUUCCUCCGUGUGCUACUACGCCGAACGGUGUAAUAUUUUCAUAUAUAUCCACGUUUUUGUUGGAAAGUUUCAGAGAGUACAAUGGCCGCAACACAAGCACCGAGAGCGAAACGGCUCCUAAAGGAGGAAGAUAUGACCAAAGUGGAGUUUGAGACGAGCGAAGAGGUCGAUGUGACUCCAACUUUCGACACCAUGGGCCUUCGAGAGGACCUGCUCCGUGGGAUCUACGCCUACGGGUUCGAGAAGCCGUCAGCUAUCCAGCAGAGAGCCAUCAAGCAGAUCAUCAAGGGCAGAGACGUCAUCGCGCAGUCCCAGUCUGGUACGGGUAAAACCGCCACCUUCUGCGUGUCUGUGCUGCAGUGCCUGGACAUCCAGGUUCGGGAGACCCAGGCACUGAUCAUGGGCCCAACCAGAGAGUUGGCUGGACAGAUCCAAAAGGUCUUGCUAGCGCUGGGUGACUAUAUGAAUGUGCAGUGCCACGCCUGCAUUGGAGGGACCAACGUGGGAGAGGACAUCAGGAAGCUCGACUACGGGCAACACGUCGUGGCAGGAACACCCGGACGCGUCUUUGACAUGAUCAGGAGGAGGAGUUUGAGGACGAGAGCCAUCAAGAUGCUGGUGUUGGACGAAGCUGACGAGAUGCUCAACAAAGGUUUUAAGGAGCAGAUCUACGAUGUGUACCGGUACCUGCCCCCGGCUACACAGGUGGUCCUGAUCAGCGCCACUCUGCCCCACGAAAUCCUGGAGAUGACCAACAAGUUCAUGACGGACCCCAUACGCAUCCUGGUCAAACGUGAUGAGUUGACGCUAGAGGGAAUUAAGCAGUUCUUCGUUGCGGUGGAGCGAGAGGAGUGGAAGUUCGACACCUUGUGUGACCUCUACGACACGCUCACCAUCACACAAGCAGUCAUCUUCUGCAACACCAAGAGAAAGGUGGACUGGCUGACUGAGAAGAUGCGCGAGGCCAACUUCACGGUGUCGUCCAUGCACGGAGACAUGCCCCAGAAGGAGAGAGAGUCCAUCAUGAAGGAGUUCCGCUCCGGAGCCAGUCGUGUGCUUAUCUCAACGGACGUGUGGGCUCGUGGUCUGGACGUGCCACAGGUUUCCCUCAUCAUCAACUACGACCUGCCCAACAACAGAGAGUUGUACAUUCACAGGAUUGGUCGAUCGGGUCGCUACGGCCGCAAGGGUGUGGCCAUCAACUUUGUGAAGAACGACGACAUCCGCAUCCUCAGAGACAUCGAGCAGUACUACUCAACGCAGAUAGACGAAAUGCCCAUGAACGUGGCGGACCUCAUCUAGAGCAGAAGACGUUGCCAGCUCUUUCUUCAUCCUCGUGAGGGAGUUGGACCCAUCUCAAUUCCUACCCUACCACCUCUUUCCCAAUUCUUACCCUAACUCCUUGCUCCCGUCACCCUAUUGAGAGCAUAGGACCCCUUCCCAAUAUCUCCUCUACUGCCUAUCACCGCUGUCCUAAUACCCUCUCCUCAAUGUCGCCAGCUCUCCCUUUACACUCAUGAAGUGGGGAGGGGGCUCCCCUGGUUCCAGUUCCUUCCCUAUUUAGCCUAUUUAGGAGGGUUGUACCCCUCCCAAUUUCUACCCUAGGUCCUACCACCUUUGUCCUAUCCUUGUGGGGCAGCGUUGGUCUCCUUCCCGAUUCCUACGCUUGGUCCCUUACCCUACCCUACCCUACCUUACCUGACCCUAACUUUCCCGUCCUGUCCUUCCUCCUUCUACAUUGUACCGAUUCCCACCCUCAUUCCCACCACCACUUCCCGAAUAUAAUUUUAUUCUCUUCGGAGUUUGUGUUUUUAUUUUGCUGGUUGCUUCGAUUGUUUUUAGUCAUUUUCUCAUCUUUUCUCCAUCUUUAAAAAAUACCAAUGAUUGAUUUGGUUGGGUUGUUGACAUGACUUUGUUUUGUAGGGAAACUAACUGAUGGAGAUGUAUCACUUGUGUUUUUGUAAAUAAAGAACUUUUUGUCACCCAUA